Molecule: messenger RNA, 3095 nt
Organism: Striga asiatica
Lineage: Eukaryota; Viridiplantae; Streptophyta; Magnoliopsida; Lamiales; Orobanchaceae
Source: the annotation of a GenBank genome assembly
UAAACUGUCACUUUAUUAAUAGUUAGCUCAACCAACAAGUCCACUUUUUUCGUUUGCUCGUCUCAUCAUCUCCUUGAACCGUCCAUUUAGAUUUCAGUUCGAAUAUCGAUCGUCACUGCAGGACCGUGUUUGUUAUCCCUCUAAUCGAAAAAAAUAAAAUAAAAAAAGUUGGAGAGAGAUGAAACAGAGGCCUAAAGUUGCUCCCUCAAAGUCAAAUUCAGCUAUUGGUGAAUCAAGAAAUCAAGAAAAUAGUAAUGGCGGAGGGAAUACAUCAUUGAAGGACAAAAAUGUAGUAUUGGCAGCUAAGAGGUCAACUUAUGUGAUAUUUGCCUUGUUUGUGAUGGCUUUAUAUGGGGCUUGGGGAGUGUAUCAUUAUCAAUUUGUGCAUCUGCCUGUGCCUUUGAGUUCCCAGCAGGUGGGAAAAAGGGGGUUUUCUGAGCUUGAAGCCAUGAAGCAUGUGAAAGCUUUGACUCGGUUGGGUCCACAUCCUGUUGCUUCUGAUGCCCUCGAGAGUGCACUAAAGUAUGUAACAGAAGCAGCAGAAAGCAUUAAAAAAACAGCUCACUGGGAGGUGGAUGUGGAAGUGGAUUUGUUCCACGUGAAGUCUGGUGCUAACAAUCUGGUUGGUGGCCUUUUUAAAGGGAAAACUCUUCUUUAUUCAGAUUUGAAUCACAUCGUACUAAGAAUCAUGCCCAAAUAUGGAUCUGAAGCACGAGAAAAUUCAAUCCUAGUCUCCUCCCACAUUGACACCGUCUUUGCAGCGGAAGGAGCUGGUGAUUGCAGUUCAUGUGUGGCUGUUAUGCUUGAGCUUGCUCGAGGAGUUUCUCAAUGGGCUCACGGGUUUAAGAAUGCAGUUAUAUUUUUAUUUAAUACAGGAGAAGAGGAAGGCUUGAAUGGUGCUCACAGCUUUAUCACUCAGCAUCCUUGGAGUGAUACAGUGCGGUUGGCCAUUGAUUUGGAAGCAAUGGGCAUAGGAGGCAAAUCUGGUGUUUUCCAGGCUGGUCCUCAUCCUUGGGCUAUAGAAAACUAUGCUUUGGUUGCAAAAUAUCCAUCUGCACAAAUUGUUGCCGAGGAUCUUUUCUCUUCGGGCGCUAUAAAAUCAGCGACGGACUUUCAAGUGUACAAAGAGCUUGCACGACUUUCAGGGCUCGAUUUCGCAUUCGCAGAUAAUACCGCUGUGUACCACACUAAGAACGACAAGUUAGAACUUUUGUCACCUGGUUCUCUGCAACAUCUUGGAGAAAAUAUGCUUGCUUUCUUGCUUCAUGCAGCUUCUUCCACCAGCCUCCCGAGUGACAAAUCAGAAGAAUCAGAUAUGAAAUCCAGCGAGGAAAAGGCUAUAUAUUUCGAUGUUUUGGGUACAUACAUGAUCACAUUCAGGCAGCGUUUUGCCACCAUGCUUUACAAUUCAGUAAUAUUACAAUCCCUCUUGAUAUGGACAACUUCGGUUUUCAUGGGCGGUUAUACUGCAGUCAUCUCAUUGGCUCUAUCAUUUGUAAGCAUCAUUCUCAUGUGGAUAUUUUCCAUUAGUUUUUCAUCUGCCGUGGCCUUUGUUCUCCCGCUCGUGUCGUCUUCACCAGUACCAUUUGUCGCUAGCCCGUGGCUUGUUGUUGGUUUAUUCGGUGCACCUGCACUUCUUGGAGCAUUGACUGGUCAACACGUUGGUUAUCGUUUUCUCGAGACUUAUUUGGCAAGUAAUGUAACUGAGAGAAGGAAAAGUUUGCCAGCUGGCUUGAAAGCCAGUGUGGCUAAGCUGGAUGCUGAGAGAUGGGUUUUUAAAGCCGGCUUACUGCAAUGGCUUGUUGUGUUGAUAGCCGGGAGUUAUUAUAAGGUUGGCGCUACUUAUCUAGCUUGUGCUUGGUUAGUCUCACCCGCAUUUUCAUAUGGUCUGCUCGAGGCAACAUUAUCACCAACAAGGCUUCCAAAGCCGCUUAAAACCGUGACCUUGAUUAUCGGCUUGUUUUUGCCCUUUCUACUCUCUUCUGGCAUGAUAAUUAGGUUGACUGCUACUGCAAUUGGAAGUGCUGUCCGCUUUGUACGGAACCCUGGCACAACUCCUGAAUGGAUGGGAAAUAUUGUUAUUGCCAUUUUCAUUGCUGCUGUUAUAUGUUUGACAAUGGUGGUGCACGUUGUGGACACGACAGGCGAAAAUCGCGAACCGGUCUCUUACAUUUCUCUAUUCUCGACAACUCCUGGUAACCUGAACAAGGAAGCUAACGAUAUUGGGGAGGGGUUCGUCUGUGGCAAAGACAAACAUAUAGAUUUCGUCACUUUCUCCGUAAAUUACAGCUGUUGGUCGAACAAAAAUGCCGAAAUUGGGUGGGUCAAGUCCGAGAUACCCACAAUCCACGCGGAUAAUAAGGAUACAGAAGGAGACAGCCGAGUCACUCAAGUUUCCAUAGACGCAAAAGCUUCUACCCGAUGGUCUCUUGGGAUUAAUACCGUUGAAAUCGAAGAUUUUCAGUUGAAAGAAUCAGAAACUUUCGAGGAAUUGAUCUCGGCUGGCGAAAAGGGUAGUGUCGACGGGUGGCACACAAUUCAGUUCUCGGGCGGUAAAAGGGCCCCAACCAAGUUUGCUCUCUCCCUUUUCUGGUCCCAAAAUAGUACGCGCGCGACAACUUCUUAUGAUGCAGGUAAAGACCAUAAAACCCUUUUGAGACUUAGAACGGAUGUCGACAAGUUGACACCACAGUAUAAAAAGGUUCUUGAGAAGCUUCCCCGGUGGUGUUCGCUCUUCGGGAAGUCGACAUCCCCACACACAUUUGCAUUUGUGAGCAGUUUACGGAUUUCUUUCUAGAAACUUCUGGAGAUUGACCAUUGCUGGAACUUAGACCACCUCCCGCCCUUAUCUCUACUCCGGUGUAGAUUUUAUUAGAGUAGAGUUAAUCAACAGCCAAAGUUUCUCUCCAAUCGACAUUUUCACGACAUGAAUAUAUAUACAUUUUAUUCUCAUUAUUUUAAAUUAAUUGUAGUUCAAAAAGUAUAAGAAAUGAAAUAUAUUAUCUUGCACAUAUGUAGUUAUUUUAAAUUAUGAUUGAAAAAUAUAGAAUUAAAUACAACAUUAUUUGUAUCAAGAUUAUUUUAUUUUUUAGAAG